Messenger RNA from Pimephales promelas (fathead minnow), 1900 nucleotides. The record is from RefSeq and is a predicted model, not a curated record. Lineage: Eukaryota; Metazoa; Chordata; Actinopteri; Cypriniformes; Leuciscidae.
GUCUGCCGUGGGCUGUGACCGCCACAUGGAGGUUUGGAAUGACAUGAAGUACAGAUACAGAAAAACAACAAUUUCAUAGCGCUCCUUGUCCUUUGCCUCACAUGCUGGUCAUGAGUCCCAGCGUCGUCCCACUGGACUCCAGCUGUUCUUCGGACCGUCCGUUUUUUUCCAGGAACCGUGGUGUCACAGUCCCAUUACUGCAGAAACAGUUAUUAAAAAGAGCUUGUUCAUUGAUUCAGAAUAUUUCAAAUGAAUCCAAGUCAGACGUCAGAGCUUCAGAGGAGAAGAACUCGAAACAUGGGGUGGUGGUGAGAAAUGGGCAGCGUUUUUUUUCUGAGUAAUGAGGAAGGUUCUGGUAUGUUAUAAAGAGAAAGACAGCUGACACCGAAAGGGAAGGGGAAGUUGUUGGGAAAGACAUUUUUGAGAUAGCAGUGCGACAACACUGGAAGAAAUAAAUCUCAGGAAACCUGCACCCCAGUAUGGAGGAGUUCAGUUCAGAGGAUUCAGGUGUUCAAGAUGUGGGACCUCAACUCAACGGGCUGGUGGUCCGGAUCCUGGAGAAGAUGUCAGUGCUGCUGGUGCGGGUCAGACAGAAGGUUCUGGAAAUAGCGGUUCUGAUCUGUGUGAUUCUGCUGUUGUUCUGGGUGGCUUUAUUCCUCUACGGCAGUUUCUAUUAUUCCUUUAUGCCCACAGCCAAUUUCAUCACACCUGUCCACUUCUUCUACAGCAGGAGUGAUUGUCCAUCUCCUCAUCACCCCAUGUGUUCAUUCCCUGUGGCUAAUGUCUCUUUACUGAAAAAUGGAAAGGAUCAGGUAAUGACAUACGGCCAGCCCUAUCAGAUCUCACUCGAACUGGAAAUGCCAGAGUCUCCAGCCAAUCAGGAGCAGGGAAUGUUCCUUGUGAAAAUCUCUCCUUAUUCUAAAACUAAUCAGAUUGUUGACAUAUCAACACGUUCUGCGAUGCUCCAUUAUCGCUCCUCUCUUCUUCAGGCUCUGGGCACAGUGGUCUUCUCCCCCAUGCUGUUAACAGGAGCAUCUGAGCAGAAGCAGUCAAUCAUAGUGGAACUGUACUCUGAAUUCAGAGAUAAUUCUUACAAACCCAUUGUUGGAGCUUUCAUUGAGAUCCAUUCCCAGAAUGUUCAGAUCUACAAAGCGCAUCUCUACAUCUUCGCUCACUUUACAGGCAUCAGGUACCUGCUGUAUCACUUCCCCCUGACAACAGCACUGAUCGGAGUGUUAAGUAACUUUACUUUCCUCAGUUUGAUCACCGUUCUCAGUUUCCUGCAGUUUAAUCUGGGAAGUCGCAGGAUACCUGGAAAGACUGGUAUGCAACAAGAGGAAAUGAAUGAACAAGAUAACCUGGAUGAUCCGUUUGAACCCCAGGAUGAAAGAAAUGCACCAGCCUCUACAACAGACUUGUUGGAUUCCCCAAUUUUUAUGGAAAAUGUUGACCCCAUGGAGAGCAAUUCUGUGGAGUUGGAAGAAUCCAUUUCAGACAUGGGGGCGGAGGAGAGUGAAGACUCCAGAGAACUUGCUGAAGAUGAGCCCAUCUGUGAGGCUGGGGAUGGAAAAAUGAUUUUGAGGCACAGGCAUUUAUCACAUGGCAUGAUACAAACUUCUCAAGCAUUAUUACCAGACACCAUAGAUAAAAAUGACUAUCGUGUCGGUGUCUGUACAAGCUUCUAGAGAAGGAAUGGUCCGUCUUCUAAAUGAGGGUAAAGGUAAUGAGAAGCAAAGGCCACCAAGUUGACUUCAUAUUUGAUAACCAUUUGUUUUACAAUAUAUGAAUUUUAUGCUAGCCUGAAAUAAUCGCUUGUAUGCCUGUCAUUUUUUCAAAAGUAAUCAAGACAAGCACAAUUCUAUCACCACCAUUUGUUAUUUCUCACACUCUAGGUUGGGUU